Messenger RNA from Camelina sativa (false flax), 1479 nucleotides. RefSeq lists its product as uncharacterized. Lineage: Eukaryota; Viridiplantae; Streptophyta; Magnoliopsida; Brassicales; Brassicaceae. The record is from RefSeq and is a predicted model, not a curated record.
GUAACCCAACCCAACCUGAAGAAGAUAAACAAUUAAAAGACUUUCGUUGGACUCUCUCCUUUGUUGUGUCUAUCUCUCUUAUGUUAUAUAUAAAGACAGAACAAAUCAACCUCUCCUUCUUCCUCUUCUUCAACCUUCCCACGACCCUACAAAAAUCUCUCUAAACACACCACAAAUUUCCAAAACUCAUUCCUCUCCCUCCAAUUUUGGACGACCGAACACACAAUUUUAUUUUCUCUACCGGCCAAAAAAAAAACACACACAAUUUGUGUCUUCUAUUUUUCUUUUUGGCCUCUCUUCUUCUUCUUCUCGCCGUCGCCGUCACCAGAGAUUAGAUUACUCCGUGGUUGUUUGCGUUUUGGCCUUUCGAAAUUUUCAAUUUCUUUGUGAUUACAAAAAAAUUGAAGCAAGAAGAAGAAGAAGACGAUUCAAGAAAAUAAAAAAGAAAUGAACAAGACGACGUUACGUUACGAUCCAAGACAGAUCUCGAGGCAAACGAAACCGUCAGAUACACCAUCGUCGUCACCUUCACGUAGUCACCGUAGACAGCCUUUACUCCAACGAAGCCUCUCUUCCCCUUCUCCUCGAGCCACUUGCGGCGGAUCCACUCCCGCCGAGUUCUGCGGUGGUACCACCGCAAGUUGCGCCGCCGUUUGGUGUUGCUGUCCCUGCGGACUCGUUAACCUCCUCGUUCUCGCCAUCUACAAAGUCCCUAAAGGUAUCUGCCGCCGCGCUAUCCGUAACCGCCGCCGUAAACAACUCGUCAAGAACGGUAUCCUUCCGCCGCUUCCGACUGACGAGCGGCGGAUGCAGAGGGUUUUCCAGAACUCCGAGUUCGCUAUUCAUCCAUUGGAUAGCGAAGACGUCUCCGAGGACGACGACGAUGAUAAUUUCUUGGAUCUGAAGUAUAUCGGAAAACCUAUAUCCGUGGGGUUUACGACGGAGGAGGAGGAGACCGAUGAAGACGACGAGGCCGUGCUAGCGUUGGAGAAAGAGAUGUGGAAUAGGUUUUACGGCGCCGGGUUUUGGAGAAGUCCGUCGCAGAGGGAAUCUGUUUCGUCUCCGAGAGUUUCAAAGUCUCUUUCGUCAUCGCCGAGACCUUCGUUUACUGAAGUAUACCGGAAUAGAGACAUAACGAGUAGAGGCGGCGGAGGAGCUACUACUACUACGGUCGUGGCGACGACGACAACACCGAGAGCCGUUAGGCAUUUUGAUUAGGGGAAUGUGAGAGAGAGAGAGAGGCUUUAUGAAACAAAUUUGUUGUCCUUUGUUAAUAGUUCGAUUUGUGUGUUGAGUGUUGUUGUUUUGUGUGUCUAAGCUUCAUUCUUCUGAUUCUGCCUUUUGUCAAAUCGUUGGUGUUGUGGUUUUUAAUUUCCUCGAUGGUAUUGUACUGUAUGAUCGUCAAAUGUAAAUUUCGAAACUGAAUCGUGUGUGAUGGUGUAAUUUGUCGAUCUUUAGUAUUUGACUAAACCACUCCAA